Aedes albopictus (Asian tiger mosquito) is the source of this 2004-nucleotide messenger RNA. Its product is annotated as mucin-2-like. The record is from RefSeq and is a predicted model, not a curated record. The coding region runs from base 45 to 2003 and encodes 652 amino acids. Lineage: Eukaryota; Metazoa; Arthropoda; Insecta; Diptera; Culicidae. The transcript has a single exon.
UUGAAAGAGAAAUCAAAAGAGCCAUAUUACAAGUAGAAGUUGAAAUGAGCGAUGACGGGGACAUAGCGAUUGAGUACAUAACGGUCUUCAAUCCUCUUGUUUUGGAAGAGUUUUGUAUGAUACUGGAUGAAUUUUAUACUCCACCUGCGACCACUACAAUACGCACAACAUCAACUACAAUGUCAAGGCCUACAAGCACUACAGCUGCAUCAACAACGAGACGCACAAGAUCAACAAGUACAACCACUCGAUCAACAACAGAGUUUCCAACCACAACAACUACAUCUACAACAGUGUCUUCAACUACCCCAACCACAACUUCUUCACCUUCCACUACUUCAUCUACUGUUGUCACAACUACUGAAAUUCCGGAAACGACUACUGCAAGUAGUACUUCUACUAGCAGCACGUCUACAACAAAAAUAACAACAACGACGACUACCGCAUCCACUACCACUGUACCAGCAAGAAGAACAACUACUACAGUAGUACCAACAACGAUAACGACAACAUCCGUCCCUACUACAUUAGAAAUAACUACCACUUCUGUUACUACAACAUGUGAUACAACAACACCAAUUAUUAUUACCACAGAUCCAGAAACAUCCACAAUCACUACUCCCGUUCCAAUAACAUCCAAUACACCAGUUCCAACAACAACUAGUACCAUAUCAAUUCCAACAACUACAACAAUCCUCAUGACUACCUCGCCACCACAAACAACAGAGUCGACAUCAAGCACAAAAUUGGUGACCAAUUUAUCAACAGAGGCAUUGACUUCUACUGAAACAGUUCCACAAACAACUGUUUCAUCAACACAAGCUUCUUCGCUUCAAAUAUCUACCACAACACCAACAAUUUCGACGACUGUGCCUACUUCAACUUUAAAUACUUCAAAAGUAACUUCUGAGGAAAUAACUACUGCUACAACCAAUAGCGUAACUUCAACUAUAGCUCAAACAUAUGUUACCACAACAGUUAUUCUUGACACAACAACUCCGAUAAUACCCACUACCAUUAAUACAACAUGGGAAACAACAGGAGGAACAGUAACCACUGUUUUACAAACCACUUCGACGGCAGCACCGAGAACUACAACAAGUCACACCUCUGAAUCAAACGCGCCUCAAACUUCUGAGAUGGAAGAUAAUUCAUCGGAUGUUCCUACAACGACCAGAUCCUCAACGCGACGUACAAGAACAACGACAAGACGAAGAAGUCCCUCGGAACCGAGUUCUACAACUGUCGCUUCAACAACUACAACUACAACAACAGUCAUUACCGUACCUACGACAGUCAGUGUCGCGGAAACCACUUCGACUCAUUCAACUGAUCAUACAUCAAUGGAUUCAACUGCAGAUCCCCUUAUUACCGCUUCUGAGCAUUCUACUAUAACCCAGGCAUCUCAAAGCACUGCAACAGAAGACAACCCAGCCGCACUUACUACACCUUUAGCCUCAACAAUUCCUUCGGAUAUAACACCCACGACACUACUCACCGUAAGACCUACGCCAACUCCACCAUUCUAUCUUCCGAUUCAACAAAAUAACUAUGAUGAGCCAACUGCUAUUUGGCUAUCUAUUACCGGGAUAUUCCUUUUCCUACUGAUUCUUAGUUCGGCAUAUGGAGUAUAUCUAUUCGUAAGCUGCAAACAAAUCACCCAAGUCGUCAACAGGGAGCUUGAGCUUGUAGAGGAGCAACCGCCAAGCCAAAUGUCCAGAGUGUCAAUCAACCAUUACGUUAACCCUCUGGCACAGGAAACGUACCACCGUCAACGGCAGCGCCAGGAACAACAAUUGCGGCAAUCUCGAGCGCGUCAACAGCGAUCCCAGCACCGUGAAAGACGGCCAUCCUCAUCCAGUGGCAAUAGCAGUUAUCUGGAGCCAGCUCGCCGAACCACCAAGCAGCCCAUCAUCCCUCCGAAGGCAUCCGGUCGCCCGUUCUCGUUGGCGGAAGAAAUCCGAAAAGCUAAGCUUAAAAAUCAUCAUCUCAAUAAAUUUUGAU